AUGGCCACCGUGGCCCGCCGCAUCCGCGCGGCGAAGAAGAAAUUGUCCAAGGUCGGGGACAUCGAGAGCGCGCUGACGACCGGCAAGGCCAUCAAUGAUGAUCAGAGGAAGUGCCUUGACGCCAAGAUCGGCCUGGAUGCCGUCCUGGAGGAGCUCCAUAAGCUGGAGCCCCUGCUCCAGGGAUCCGUGAACCUGGAGGUGCAGGCCGCCAAGAGCGCAGGGCGCGAGGAGGCUCUGGCGGAGGCCGCGGAGGCAGCGGCGGCCCGGGAGGAGCAGAGGAGCCACACAUCGAGGGCGGGCGCUUCCACCCAGACGGGUGGGGAGGAGUCGGCGGACGAGGUGGCGAGGAUGGUGGACCUGCUCUACGUGUCGAACAUCUUUAAUUGUAGGGGUGAGGAGGAACGGCACCAUGCCUUUGAGGCUUUCCUGUCCAUGCAGAGCAAUGAUGAGGGCAAGCAAGUAGGUUUGGAGGACUUGGAAGUGCUCUCAGACUACGGUCGAACAAUACUCACUGGAGGGGUCGAUGGCAGCAGCAGCCACAAGGACGCGCUGGAGAGGUGCAAGGCAGCCGCUGCUGAGUAUAUCAAAGCUACUGAGCUGGAUGAGGAGACGGGCUUCCCAGUGCACCGGGUGCGGGCCACCCUGGAGUGCAUCCAGGGUUCGCAAUUUUUUGAGGGCAGUGCGGGGGCCUUGGCGGAAGUGAUGCAGCAGGAGGUCAUUGCUGCGCAGGCGGCUGCGUCGGCAGCGGCGGCAAGCUGCACCCCGGGCGUGACAGGCCAGGUGGUUGUUGGCCACCCAUCUGGGAUCCCCUUGGAUGGCAAUGACGAUGUGAUCCACCCUGCCUCCCACACACACAGCCACGGAUUGUCAGAACCUGCCGCCCAUCAGCCCACAGUCGAACAUUCAACUGCCCCACGUGCCAGCAGGGGGUCCUUCCUCCCAUUCGACUCCCUCCAUCAAUCCUCCACCAAACCUCAACGUCCCCCUGUGCAGCCCACGCAUCAGGCCAGCGCCCCUCAGUCCACAGCAGCAGCCCUUGGGAGCGGAUAUGGUGGGUUCAUGACAAGAGGUGCUGGAACCUACACAAGGGUGCCCACCUCGGCGCCCCAAACGGCAUUUGGGGCGUCAGAGGCAGCAAUUGGGACUGAUCCAGUCGUUCAGCCGUCUGGAAACGGUGGGGCGGUUGGUGGGACAGGCGUCGAAGCCAGCGGGCCUGGAAUGCACAGCGGGGCGGAUGCAGUCAAAGAGUCUACGGACCCCCUGGCGGACGCCGACAUGGCCACCAUGCCUGCCAUGGAUUCCAUCCACGCAGCUGUUCCCAAACAGGAGGCACCGGGCCAAUAUGGAGGCGAGAAUGGCGAUGGCGUGCAGGCGGCCAUGGAAGGGGGCCUUGAGCAGAGGCACAAGGGAGGCAGGGGCCAGGGGCCCCGGGCACACCAGGCGCAGUACCGAGUGAUCGAGACGGACCGGCCGAGGCCCAACGGGGGCACCAGGGGAAAGGGCCCUGGGGCCCAUCCUGGCGGGCGGCCGGCAAGUGCCAAUCGGGGCCGUGGUCCACGCGGGCGCGGCAGGGACUUCAGCGCCGGUCGCGGGGGCCGGGAGCCAUCCUAUCGCGGGGGGCGCAGGGGCGCGCCGGGCCGAGGAGGCCGGGGUCACUCCAGGCAGGACAGUGCUGGGCGAUCCCCUGCGCCACCAGCACAGGCGUGA
Messenger RNA from Ostreobium quekettii, 1707 nucleotides. Lineage: Eukaryota; Viridiplantae; Chlorophyta; Ulvophyceae; Bryopsidales; Ostreobiaceae. The record is from the annotation of a GenBank genome assembly.